GUGUCAUUAGUGUUUUUGGUCGCUGCUAGUGUCGUCGAUAUUGGUCGCCGCCGGCGUAGUCAUUCGUUGAUGUUGUCAGUGAUUUUGUUCAUUUUGUUGGCAGUUUCGUCAUUUGCUGUUUGUUUUUAUUGGUGUAGUGUCGUCGUUUAUUGGUGUUGUGUCAUCGCUUAUUCGUCUUCGACUUUGUUGGCGUUGUUAUGUUUUGGGGCAUUUUAA
Messenger RNA from Dentiscutata erythropus, 216 nucleotides. The record is from the annotation of a GenBank genome assembly. NCBI's taxonomy places the organism in Eukaryota, Fungi, Glomeromycota, Glomeromycetes, Diversisporales, Gigasporaceae.